This is a messenger RNA of Lachancea sp. 'fantastica', 1776 nucleotides long. The record is from the annotation of a GenBank genome assembly. Lineage: Eukaryota; Fungi; Ascomycota; Saccharomycetes; Saccharomycetales; Saccharomycetaceae.
AUGUCCAUCAACCAUCGACAAAAGUAUUUGGAUGAUAAACCUAUGAAAUCAAGCUUCCAGAGAACUUUGAAGGAGCUAUGCAAUGGCAGAAUCUAUCAUAUUACCACACCCAUUUUUUAUCCGAACGCCCGACCUCAUUUGGGCCACUUAUACUCGAGUUUGUUGUGCGAUGUGAGUAAAAGAUGGCAUGCCAUGCUGGAACAGCGAACACUCCUCACAACGGGAACUGAUGAGCACGGCCUCAAAAUUCAAACCGCGAGCGAAAGAAACGGAUUUCAGAGCCCCAAACCGUUUGUGGAUAAAUUGUGCGAGGAUUUUAUCAAAUUGGAUCAUCAAGCGAAUGUUGACUUCACACGUUUUAUUCGGACAACAGACUCAGACCACGUACAGUGCGUUCAAAAGCUGUGGAACAGGUGUUGGGAGCGUGGAUUUAUCUACAAGGGUAAGCACGAUGGUUGGUAUUCGGUCUCUGAUGAGUGUUUUUAUCCAGAUUCGAAAAUUGUGCAGAUUGGUGAAAAUGGACAAGAAAUCGCACUUUCACACAGUGACAUUGAUAACAGCAGACCUUUCAUAAAUACUGAAACACGAAAUGAGGUCGUUUAUCACUCAGAAACGAAUUAUUUCUUUAAAUUAUCAGCCUUUCAGGACAAGUUGUUGUCCUUUCUCGAAAAGGAAAACCCUGAGUUCAUCUAUCCGGCCUCUAGGCGUCAACAUAUCCUUAAUGAGUUGCGUGAGUCCCGACUUCGAGACCUGUCAGUAUCGAGACCGUCUUCAAGGAUUAGAUGGGGUAUCGACGUCCCACAGGAUCCAUCUCAAAAAAUCUACGUCUGGUUUGAUGCUUUGUGCAACUACCUGACCUCUGUAGGAGGGAUUGAUGCCGUGGCAGAGAAGAAAAAAGUUAUGUUGCAACACAAGGGUAUACAAACUGCACAAGACGCUCACCAGUGGUGGAUAAAUACCACUCACCUCAUCGGGAAGGAUAUUGCCAAGUUCCAUACCAUUUAUUGGCCAGCCUUUCUACUGGCAGCCGAUCUGCCGUUGCCGAAACAAGUAAUAGUCCAUGGACACUGGCUUUCCGGCGGUACCAAGAUGAGCAAAUCGGUAGGCAAUGUCGUCGAUCCUCUGGAAAUGAUAUCACAUUACGGGUGUGAUCCCAUGAGAUGGUACAUACUUGAAAAUUCACACAUAGAAGCUGACGGUGAUUUUCGCGAGGAGCGACUACACUCCACAAGGGAACAAUUAGUUUCAAAAUGGGGCAACCUGCUCAAUAGAUGCUGUGGUUCAAAAUUCAACCUCUCGCGAGCCGUCCAGACUUUUUGUUCUGCUGGUGAAAAUCGCCGGGAGCUACUGAGGUCCAUAGAAGAUACCGCAUUCCUCUCGUCAUACACAAGCUUGGAAAAGAAGCUAGAAGACCUUCCGUCAUCAUAUCAAGAACACAUCGAGAAGCUUGAUACUAGAUCUGCCCUGAACUUACUGCGGGAUACCAUCAAUGAAGCAAAUGCUUUUGUCCAAACCAGCACGCCUUGGCUCAAGUCAGGUAUUGAGCAGGACGCCAUACUUUUCAUAGCUGUGGAAGUUGUGCGAAUUACCGCAAUCUUAUCACAGCCUGUCAUACCGACUCUGUCCAGGCAAUUACUCGAUCGUUUAGAUGUUUCUGAAAGUAAAAGAUCUUUGAGAGACGUACCAUUAGGUGCAGACGCCGCGUAUGCUUCCCGGGCCAAUGAAAGGGGGCGACCAGUUCCCAUCAAGAGAAUUCCAGCCAGAGUACAUAAUUAA